AUGGGACUCAAGAGAAGAACAGUCGCCAGAUUAGCUGCUUCACAUCCACAGUUAAGAUCAAUGGAACAAAAAGCUCAUACUAGCGCCAUCAACACUUAUAGCGCAGAGAUUCUUCAACAUUUAACCAAAUUAGAAUCAACUUGCAAGACUUCUCCUCAAUUGAUUCAAUCUCAACCUCAAAUCACUGUUGCUAUGAGACCUAUCCUUUUUGAUUUCUUGAUGGAUGUUCAUAAUAGAUUAAAAUUGUCAAAUCAAACCUUCUUUUUGAUGAUCAACAUUAUUGACAGAUACUGUUCUUUAAGAAUUGUUAGAAAAGAUCAUUUCCAAUUAUUAGGUCUUACUGCUUUGUGGUUAGCUUCUAAAUAUAGUGGUUCAAAGCAUAAAGUUCCAAGUAUUGAUUUCUUGAGAGCUACUUGUUGCAACUGUUAUUCCAAAAAUUUAUUUGUUGAAAUGGAGUCUCAUAUUUUGAAAUCAUUAAACUGGGAGGUUGGUUCUCCAAGUCAUGAUUCUUUUGUUGACUUGUUAUUGAAAGAAAAUUUUUUAAAUUUCAAAAAUGAAAGAAUCAAUGAAAUCAAACAUGGUGCAAAUUAUUUAUGUCAAUUGAGUCAAUUUUUUACAAGAAUUACAUUUAACUAUUCAAUUUCAAUGAUUUCAAUUGCUUCUGUUUUAAUCAUGACCAAUUCAUUAACUUUAUUAAAUGACAAUCAAUUUGUUCAUUUUAACACACAAACUAAUAACAAUGGCAAAUUGAAUAAACUUUGCUCAUUGAUGUUGAAUGUCAUUAGAGAAAAUCCAUUACCACCAUCAUUUCAAACCAAAUAC
Hansenula anomala is the source of this 822-nucleotide messenger RNA. RefSeq names its product cyclin CLN3 (gene CLN3). The transcript has a single exon. Lineage: Eukaryota; Fungi; Ascomycota; Saccharomycetes; Phaffomycetales; Wickerhamomycetaceae. Gene Ontology annotation, molecular function: cyclin-dependent protein serine/threonine kinase regulator activity. The record is from RefSeq and is a predicted model, not a curated record. Gene Ontology annotation, cellular component: centrosome; cyclin-dependent protein kinase holoenzyme complex; cytoplasm. The annotation marks the transcript as partial. Gene Ontology annotation, biological process: mitotic cell cycle phase transition; regulation of cyclin-dependent protein serine/threonine kinase activity.